Molecule: messenger RNA, 1569 nt
Organism: Cadophora gregata
Lineage: Eukaryota; Fungi; Ascomycota; Leotiomycetes; Helotiales; Ploettnerulaceae
Exons: 4
Coding region: 159-1523 (454 amino acids)
Cellular component (GO): cytosol
Molecular function (GO): pyridoxal phosphate binding; transaminase activity
Source: RefSeq, a predicted model, not a curated record
AGUUGAGCCAUUAGAUGCUGGGCACACAAAGUGUUUAAAGAGAGUGAUGUUCCGUCUUAGUGUGCAGGUUUUUUGUUGUCGAUAUCACAGCUCAGAAGAUCUCAAGGACAUACCUCUUUCUUCAUUUCAUCCUUUAUACUCUGUCAAACGUUUCCACCAUGGGGUCCAUCGGCAUCAGUGAACCGGCUUUGUUCUACCAGAGUGCCUACACGACCAAGCACCCUACCGUGGUGUCUGCUUCAGGUCUGUAUCUGACGCUUGAAAAUGGCCAGAAAGUCCUCGAUGCGACGUCUGGUGCUGCCGUGUCGGGAAUUGGGCAUGGCAACAAGCGUGUGAAGGACGCCAUCAUUGCGCAAUUAGAUAAAGUCGAAUACGCGCACCCGGGCUAUUUCCAGAAUACGCCGUCCAACGAUCUUGCGGAUUUCCUCAUCCAAAGCACAAAUGGAGAGAUGGCCAGAGCAUGUCUCCUUGGUUCAGGGUCUGAGGCUAUGGAAGCAGCUAUGAAGCUUGCACGACAGUAUCAUAUCGAACUCUCCCCUGGCUCACGUCGACUCAACUUUAUUGCUAGAAAAGGCUCCUGGCAUGGAUGUACGCUUGGCACGCUCUCUCUGGGAGACUUCAAAGCUAGGAAAGAACUUUUCAGCUCCAUGCUGCACACCAACGUCACACAUGUCUCGGCUUGCCAUCCGUACCGUGGUCUCCGCGAUGGCGAGAGUGUCGAGGAAUAUGUUACCCGGCUCGCACAGGAAUUGGAAGACGAAUUUCAAAGGCUAGGCCCCGAGAACGUUUGUGCAUUCGUCGUUGAGCCAAUGGUUGGCACUGCUCUAGGUUGCGUCGUCGCCCUUCCCGGCUACCUCCAAGCAAUGAAAGAGGUCUGCCACCGCCACGGAGCGCUCAUCAUUUUCGACGAAGUUAUGUGCGGUAUGGGACGCACGGGCUACCUGUAUGCCUGGCAACAUGAUGGCGUGGUUCCGGAUAUCCUCGCAGUGGGUAAAGGGUUAGCUGCUGGAUAUGGUACCAUCUCGGCUCUGCUGCUGCAUCAGAGGGUGAUUGAUGGCCUACGUGCUGGCAGCGCUACUUUCGAGCAUGGACAGACCUAUCAAUGCCACCCAAUUGACGCCGUGGCCGCUUUGGAGGUACAGCGCAUCAUACAGGAGCAGGGUCUGGUCCAGAACGCACGCAAGAUGGGCAACUUGUUUGGGGAAUUACUGAAAAAAAGAUUUCAGGACCACCCUCACGUUGGUGAUGUCAGAGGGCGUGGCCUUUUCUGGUCCAUCGAGUUUGUCGCUGACAAAGCGACCAAGACCCCCUUCGACCCCAAGCUAAAUAUAGCACGUCGUUUCCGAACGCGAGGCCUCGAGAAAGGCUACGAUGUUUGCCUCUUCUCGGCUCAGGGCUGCGCUGACGGAUGGACUGGUGAUCACUUCCUCCUCGCGCCACCGUAUAUAAUUACCAGCGCAGAUGCCGAAGAAAUCGUAUUCCGAGCCGGACGUGCAGUGGACAGCGUGUUUGCCGAGCUGUAGGUAAUUUUGCUUUGGUAGAUGUCGUGCACUAGAACUAGAAAAUCGG